Messenger RNA from Arabidopsis arenosa, 718 nucleotides. The record is from the annotation of a GenBank genome assembly. NCBI's taxonomy places the organism in Eukaryota, Viridiplantae, Streptophyta, Magnoliopsida, Brassicales, Brassicaceae.
AAACAAAAAGAAAAGCAAAGAAGAAAAUGGGAAACAGCAUUACUGUGAAGAGAAAAAGAGCUAAAGUAAUGAAGAUCGACGGCGAAACUUUCCGAAUUAAAACUCCGGUGACGGCGAGGGAAGUCACGGCGGAUUAUCCCGGUUACGUUUUGCUAGAUUCUCAAGCUGUGAAACACUUUGGAGUUCGCUCUAAACCGCUUGAACCGAACCAAAUCUUGAAGCCGAAGAAAACUUAUUUUCUCGUCGAGCUUCCUAAACUUCCGCCGGAGACGACUGCGUCGGAUACGGACAAUAAGCUUCCGUACCGGAGAGUUAUGUCUGGAAUCCACGUUGGCGCGAAGGAGCGGUUAGAAAUGUUGAUGUUGUCUCGGAGAACGGUUUCUGACGUCACGAUUGGAAGAUCUGACGGCGGAGAUGGGUUUGGGCCUGGGCUUGGGCCUGGACAUACGAGUGUGAGGUUGAGGUUGCCUCGUUCUCAGAUUACGAAGCUUAUGGAAGAGAAUAAUAAUGAUGCUUCAGCGAUAGCUGAGAAGAUUUUAGGUAUCUACAUGGAGAGGUCCGGUGAGCUUUGCGGCGGUAGAGGUGGUGGUGAAGGCCGCCGGAAACUUGGAAGUGGGGAGAUUAAAGCGCGUGAGGUAAUUCUUGUUUUUACCUUGAGUUUUGGUCAAACAAUUGUACCGCGUUAAUUUUUUUAUUCACAUAAAAAUUUAGGCAGACA